GCUGCUUUAGUAGUAUCGACAUUGCAAUGUAACAGAAGCUUGGGAGAGUUCAGUCACAACAAUUUCCCCUGGAUCUAUAAAUUAUAAAAAGUAAUUACUACCACCUAUUGGAAGCACGUUCUAGUUCAUGCAGAAUGCUCCUUAGCGUCCCCAGUUUCCGUAGUAAUGACUAGAGUUAGUAUAAGCAGACGAGAAGAGAGGGGAAAAUCGUGAAGAUCCAGUGCAUAAUACAAGAAAGUUCUGAUAAGUGACCAUUCACCUGAAGUACCCAGCAGAUGUAGCUGAACAUUGUGAUAAUCCAGUCGCAGAAGACAGGACUGAAACCAGCCAACAUGAGAACAGCUGACAAGAAUUAUUUUUAUUUUCGAAACUGGCUUUCUAGAGGAAGAUGUCACACUGACUAAAGAAAACACCUACUUUGAAAAUUGUGACAGGUCAUUCAGUCAAGGUAUACGAGAUUUAUAUGAAAGCAAUUUUUAGAAUUGUUGAUACACGCUGUUAUGUUAUUGUGAACGUCCAGGGAAUUAUUGUUAAAAGAGAAAAUGAUGCAUACUGGAGAGAAACUAUACUGCUGUGAUAUUUGUGAUAAAACAUUCUCUAACAACAGUAAUUUAAGGAGACAUAAACGAACUCAUACUGGAGAGAAACCAUACGACUGUGAAUUUUGUGGGAAAGAAUUUUCAUCUAAUUUUAAUUUAAAAAAGCAUAAAACUAUUCACACUGGAGAUAGGCCGUAUCGCUGUGAAAUUUGUGGUAAAGGUUAUUCAUGCAAUGUACAUUUGAAGAGACAUGAAAUGGUUCACUCAGAAGAGAGACCUUAUUACUGUGAUAUUUGUGGUAAAACAUUUGCAAGUAGUAGUGACAUAACAAGACAUAAAAUAGUUCAUACAAGGGAGAAACUAUUCCAGUGUGAAAUUUGUGGUAAAACUUUCUCAUAUAAUGGUGAUUUGAAACAACAUAAAAUGGUCCACACUGGAGAGAGACCAUACCGCUGUGACAUAUGUGGUAAAGCAUUCUCUAGAAGAUAUGGUGUAACUAGGCAUAAAAUGGUUCACAUUAGAGAAAAUCCAUAGUUAUGGACUAUUAUAAUUAUAGGUAUCCGUCCAUGAGAAGAAGAAUGAAAUGAGAUUUUAUGUUUAUUUCUUUCUGUGGCAUUUACAGAAUCAAUGUUGAUUAGCUACAACCCAGGCUGCAAAUUUGGUUUAAUGAACAGCUAGAGAUCUUGUAAGAUUGUUUACAUUUUCUGUCAUGUGGUUCCUAUCGGAGAGAAACUCCACCUUUGUGAAAUCUUUCAUAAAUGCUUUUAAAGAAAAUGGCUCAAUUAAACAUUUUAAAAAAUAAGCUAUUCACCCCCCCCCACCACCACCACCAAUCAAAUGUGGCUGAUGUUCUAGCUAGAACAUCUGGAGGAAAAAUCUUGGUGGUGAGAGAAUGGUUUUAAUGUUUGCAACAGAUGAAUUGUGCUAAGGGCAACCAGCAAGUGGGUUUUGUUAAAUCUGAUGAUGCGUUGGAGCUACAGCCUAUGGAAAUGAUUUAUAUUGAAAAUACAAUCUAGCAGCAUUGUUGUAUUGACAGGAAAAUGUUUCCUGAAUAUAUUGAUUCUAGGAAUUGAGCUAAAUAGAGUAUCAUUAUAUUGGGAAAAUUUAUUUUUUAAGAAAUACAUUCAUAUUUAACAUAAAUUGCUUCAAGCUGAGGAGAUGGCAUGCUUUGUUGUCCAAAGAUAUUAUGUUGAAUAUUAUGAUAGGAAAAAGUCAGUUUUAUGACAUGUGCGAAUCCUAGCAUUGUAGAGUGGACAUUAAACAUUACAAAUAAAUAGACCUUUAGAAGAAAGUGAUAGCCAUAAAAAUUUCUGAAAAGAUAACUGUGAAAUCUGAAACAGUUUGUUCUACUCAAGGGUAAAACUUUUACUUUAAGCAUUGUGGAAAUAUGAACAUUGUCUGAAGAUAACAUGACAUGAAUAAAACAACAUCUGAUAUUAUUUAUGAUUAAAAUACUAUAGAACAGUUAGUGUUGACCAAUAUAUGUGUAUAGUAAUAAAAGAAACCAUACAUUGUUUUAUCCUUUUACUAAAUUAGGACACUGUUUCUAUGGGUUUUAGUCAAUUACAUCAAACCCAGUACUUACUUUAUCAAUCUAUAUUUAUUGAAUUGUUAAGUUAGGCUUUGAUAUAAAUGAAAACAAUGCUGAUAAACAUGACACAGUGAUACGUACAUUUCAUUUGUGUCACAUCUGCUUUCCCAUACUGGUAUGGGUUGCUGGAAGAUGAGACAGUACUUUAUGGCCAGAUACCCAUCAUGUCACCAACCCGUAUCUGUUUUUUUUCAAGUAAGGGGUUUAAAAAAAAUUCCACUGGUCUUCACAAGUAUAGAAUUACAACUGCAGAAUGUAUCGUUUACAAGGAAUAUAGACAUGACAUUACAGUUUUGCUCAAGCACCAUCGUGCAAGGAUAUGUGGAAUGUAAACUUCCAUACACACACACACAUGUAUCUACAUCACCAUCAUCAUUUUAAUGUCCACAUUUCCAUGCUUGCAUGACUCAAAUGGAAUUAGUUUAGGCAAAUUUUCUAUGGCUGAGUGCUUUUCCUGUCACCAAGCCUCCUGAUUCCAAUUCAAGUAAUAUUUCUCUAGAGCUGGGCAUGUUUCCUUUGAAGUUUGGAAACAAAGGAUAAUGCUUGUAUGACAACAAUAGUUGUUUUACAACUAUUGUGUGAUGCCAAGACAAGGAGAUAUAAAAAAAAAACACACCUUCACACAUUCUCACACACACACUUGUAUAUAUGAUAAGCUUGUUUCAGUUUUUGAUUACCAAAUUCAUUCAAAGAUUUGUUUGGUACAGACCUUUAAUAAAAGAUAUUUAUCCAAGUAGAACUGAACCCAAAACCAUAAGGUUGGGAAGCAAACUUCUUAACCAGACACCAUAUCUGUCUAUCUGUCAGUGAUUGAUACAAAUAUAUUGAUGUGUGUGUGUGUGUG
This is a messenger RNA of Octopus bimaculoides (California two-spot octopus), 2974 nucleotides long. RefSeq lists its product as uncharacterized. Gene Ontology annotation, molecular function: RNA polymerase II cis-regulatory region sequence-specific DNA binding; DNA-binding transcription factor activity, RNA polymerase II-specific. Lineage: Eukaryota; Metazoa; Mollusca; Cephalopoda; Octopoda; Octopodidae. The record is from RefSeq and is a predicted model, not a curated record. Gene Ontology annotation, biological process: regulation of transcription by RNA polymerase II.